CCUGAGAUGUCCUCGGUUCUCACCGAGUACCACUACCCAAAAGCAAGGUUGUCGACUCAACAAUGAAUCUCUUGGAGAUUGUGCGACAAUGCCACAAUGACAAUCCCUGGCGAGACAGCAGCCUGACGCCUUUCCAUCUCUCUCCGCCUCCUCUUGGAGUCCAGAUUGGCUUUCUUCAAGAUUCGGUCGUCGAAGCCAUCGAGGACGAGGUGAAACGGGGCUCGAACACGUUUACCUUGGGUCAUACGGGCAAAGAUUCCAGAAGGCGCACCUUUGUCGCAAUCAGUGAAGAGCUGAGGACUUAUGAGGAGAGGUCCGACGCCAUGCGGACAGUCGUAGAGUCGUGGAGAGACCGCGGACUUUUUCCCGAUCCAUUAAAUGGCUGGAGAGACGAGUUGUACUCAGUCUACGGGCCGAGUCCAGAUCCACCAGCCGACGGGAAAGGAAGCAAUCUCGCCGCAUUUGCCCUGGAGCGCUCCGCUUGCGCUUUGUUUGGUCUCGCAACUUUUGGCGUCCAUGCUACAGCCUUUACGCCAGACUAUAAGAUCUGGGUCCCGCGACGAGCCAGCACCAAGUCGACGUUUCCGGGCAUGCUCGACAACACUGUCGCCGGCGGUAUACAGGCGGGUGACGACCCUUUUGACUCAAUGGUCCGAGAAUGUUACGAGGAAGCCGGCUUUCAAGAGAGUCUUGUACGCGGCGCCAUGAAGCAAACUGGUGUCAUUUCUUACUUUUACCGUACGAGAUCGGGCUGGUGUCAGCCUGAGGUUGAGUAUACAUACGACCUUGUCAUCGACCCAUCUGUCAAGCCGAGGCCUGUAGAUGGGGAAGCGGAGUCUUUCGAGCUUCUCGACGUCCAAGAGGUCCUAUCAUUGAUGCGCAAAGGCCACUUCAAGCCCAAUUGCGCCCUGGUGCUCAUUGAUUUCUUGAUUCGACAUGGCCUUUUGACAUUCGAAAAUUGUCACUGCGACUACCUAGAGCUCGUCUGUAGCUUGCAUAACCCCCUCGGGUUGCCGUGUCCCUGAAGUAAAAGAUAGAGAAGGCUGCUGCGAUGCUGAAGUGGCAGAAUCAUGUCAUCCUGUACUCCCCUUCACGAACAUACGAAUUUCAAAGUAACUCACCGAAAG
Acaromyces ingoldii is the source of this 1127-nucleotide messenger RNA. RefSeq lists its product as hypothetical. Bases 63 to 1025 code for a protein of 320 amino acids. NCBI's taxonomy places the organism in Eukaryota, Fungi, Basidiomycota, Exobasidiomycetes, Exobasidiales, Cryptobasidiaceae. The transcript is spliced from 6 exons. The record is from RefSeq and is a predicted model, not a curated record. Gene Ontology annotation, molecular function: 8-oxo-dGDP phosphatase activity.